Messenger RNA from Photinus pyralis (common eastern firefly), 707 nucleotides. RefSeq lists its product as uncharacterized. The coding region runs from base 51 to 707 and encodes 218 amino acids. The transcript has 2 exons. The record is from RefSeq and is a predicted model, not a curated record. Lineage: Eukaryota; Metazoa; Arthropoda; Insecta; Coleoptera; Lampyridae.
CAUAUUUUUGACAUUUGUGACCUUUACAACAAAUACCUGCUGCAUUAAAUAUGAAAAAGAAAUAUCACUGCUGUAUUCCCGGGUGUCUGACGUAUGACACUUUGGACAACUUUGUACAAUUGCCAUCCGAAACGGAAUGGCGUAACAAAUGGUUAUCGGUAAUACCGAGAAAAGACUGGAUAGUGACAAACUCAACUGUCGCAUGUUUCAAACACUUUCAAAGUGGAGAUUUUCUUGUCAGAAUCUCAACGGCGGGGGAUAAAGGCAAAGAUCAAGUCACCUCCUCAACUCUUUGCAUUAAAUGGGGCACCGUUCCUAAGAUCUUCCCAAAGAAACCUCAGAAUCCACCCGUCGGCGAGAAAUUAUGCCCUUGUCCAGAGGUGUUCGAAGAUUUGGAGAAAGAAGAGUUCAUCGAUUGUGUGGUGGAAUUGUGGUAUAUCAAACUAAUGUAUCGAAAUAGGUUGGGAGACUUGUUAUCUGCUUGGAACGCAAUUGAAGAAACGGAUAGCAUCGUGUUUUACUCGUUAGAUCUGUCCGAAAUUCCACGUAUUAAAGCUUCCGUAAAAAUAGAUAAUUUUCUGUGUGUGACCGUGACGCUUGCCGGCAAAAAAAUGGACCCAGGUGAUUUGACGUGGAUUUUACCUGUCGAUGGUAAGCUAAGUAGGUGGUCACAGUUGAAGGCGUUGCUACAAGCGUUUAUCAAAUAA